Pungitius pungitius (ninespine stickleback) is the source of this 2465-nucleotide messenger RNA. RefSeq names its product gastrula zinc finger protein XlCGF8.2DB-like. The transcript has 2 exons. Bases 267 to 2009 code for a protein of 580 amino acids. Lineage: Eukaryota; Metazoa; Chordata; Actinopteri; Perciformes; Gasterosteidae. Gene Ontology annotation, cellular component: nucleoplasm. The record is from RefSeq and is a predicted model, not a curated record. Gene Ontology annotation, molecular function: DNA-binding transcription repressor activity, RNA polymerase II-specific; RNA polymerase II cis-regulatory region sequence-specific DNA binding. Gene Ontology annotation, biological process: regulation of transcription by RNA polymerase II.
UGUGUCUCCAGGAGAGGAACCCCAGUGUGGACCAAGAGGACCCAGAUCCUCCACAGAUUAAAGAGGAACAGGAGGAACUCUGCAGCAGUCAGGAGGGAGAGCAGCUUGAACCGAAGCAGGAGGCCGACACCUUUACGUUGACUCCGACUUGUGAGGAAACUGAUCACAGUGAUGAUGAGACUCCGUUUUUGAAUCCUGACAAAAGUCAGAGUGAAUCAGAGGCAGAUCCUCCAGCUAGCACGUGUACCAGCUCGUUAGAUGAGGAAAUGGACUGUGAGCGUUUUGUGGAACCAGAACCAAACAUCUCUCAUGAAUCUGAUAGCAAAGAUCAGAAAGGAGUAAAACGUAGUUUAACAUCAACCAAGGAGUCACAACAGCAGAUUCUGGCUCCUCCAGGUGAGAAGACAUUUUUGUGCAAAACAUGUGGAAAAUAUUUAAAAUGUAGUCAAAGCUUAAAAUUACACAUGAGAGUUCACACUGGGGAAAGGCCGUAUUCUUGCAUCACAUGUGACAAAACAUUCACUUAUGCAUCAAGUUUGAAGUCUCACACAAGAAUCCAUACUGGGGAGAAGCCACAUUCCUGCAACACCUGUGGGAAAACAUUCACUCAAAAAUCUGAUUUGAAUUCUCAUGAAAGAGUCCAUAGUGAUGAGAAACCAUUUUCUUGCCAAACUUGUGGAAAAUAUUUCAAAUGUAGUAAAAGCUUAAAAUUACACAUGAGAGUUCACACUGGGGAAAGGCCGUAUCCAUGCACCACAUGUGGGAAAACAUUCACUUGUGCAUCAAAUUUGAAGUGUCAUACAAGAAUCCAUACGGGGGAGAAGCCAUAUUCCUGCAUCACCUGUGGGAAAACAUUCACUGGGAAAUCAUAUUUGAAGACUCAUACAAGAAUCCAUACUGGGGAGAAGCCAUAUUCCUGCAUCACCUGUGGGAAAACUUUCAAUGGGAAAUCACAUUUGAAGACUCAUACAAGAAUCCAUACUGGGGAAAGGCCAUUUUCAUGCACCACUUGUGGGAAAAAAUUCCCCCGUGCAUCAAUUUUGAAGUAUCAUACAAGAGUCCAUACGGGGGAGAAGCCAUAUUCCUGCAUCACCUGUGGGAAAACAUUCACUGGGAAAUCACAUUUGAAGACUCAUACAAGAAUCCAUACUGGGGAAAGGCCAUUUUCAUGCACCACUUGUGGGAAAAAAUUCCCUCGUGCAUCAAUUUUGAAGUAUCAUACAAAAAUCCAUACUGGGGAGAAGCCAUAUUCCUGUACAAUAUGUGGAAAAGUUUUUAAAUUUAGUAAUAGUUUAAAAGUCCACGUGAAAGUUCACACAGGGGAAAGGCCGUAUUCUUGCACCACAUGUGGCAAAACAUUCAUUUAUGCAUCAAGUUUGAGGACUCAUACAAGAAUCCAUACUGGGGAGAAGCCACAUUCCUGCAACACCUGUGGGAAAACAUUCACUCAAAAAUCCGAUUUGAAUUCUCAUAAAAGAGUCCAUAGUGAUGAGAAACCAUUUUCUUGCCAAACUUGUGGAAAAUUUUUCAAAUGCAGUAAAGGCUUAAAAGUCCAUGUGAAAGUUCACACUGGGGAAAGGCCGUAUUCUUGCAUCACCUGUGGGAAAACAUUCACUGGGAAAUCACAUUUGAAGUCUCAUACAAGAGCCCAUACUGGGGAAAAGCCAUUUUCAUGCACCACCUGUGGGAAAACAUUCCCUCGUGCAUCAAUUUUGAAGUAUCAUACAAGAGUCCAUACGGGGGAGAAGCCAUAUUCCUGCAUGACCUGUGGGAAAACAUUCACUGGGAAAUCACAUUUGAAGACUCACACAAGAAUCCAUACUGGGGAAAGGCCAUUUUCUUGCACCACGUGUGGGAAAAAAUUCCCUCAUGCAUCAAUUUUGAAGUAUCAUACAAGAAUCCAUACUGGGGAGAAGCCAUAUUCCUGUACAAUAUGUGAAGGUGUUUUUAGAUUUUCUAGUAACUUAUUUGUCCACAUGAGAAGAAGCCACAAGGAUGAAAAGUCAUAAAUUCAACUCAUGUGAUGAAAUAUUCUGAGCAAUUGUUAAGAUAGAUUGGGAGUUGACGCUUUAGAACAGAACACGGAUGCUGCAUUUGGGGAAAAUUUUUCAGGGUCUUGACGUACAAAACCAUCCAGCCAAACCCCGACUGGAUGAGCGGUUCACUUAUUAAAUGAUUACUUGUAGAUUUUUCCAAUAAAACAAGAUUGUAAUAUCUUAGACAGUUCUUCAGCAACAAAAUAGGAUAUUUUUGCAUUUAUCUCUUUUUUUCUUCAAUGUAACUUGUUACUUAAAUGUUUUUGGGGAAUUAUUUGAAAUCCCCCAAAUCUUUGUUGCACAUUGAACAUAUCCUGCUAAUGUUUAACCUUUUUUAUAUAUAAAUAUUCGUCUGUGGAUCUAAUUGUCAAACUGAGAAAAUGUCCUGCAAAUAAAAAUGAUUGGUCUCUUAAACUGAUAAACCCUCAA